CGGCAACUUCCAUGUGUCUCUGAAUUUUGUACAGCUGGAGCCAGCAUUUGUUUUUAGGUUAGAAAAAUGAUUAAACAUUGAUAAAAAAUUAUUCAAUCAUUAGUGAUAAGCCACGUUUAAACACGUGAUCAUAUUCUGCAUUGGGCAUUAUCAUGAGUCUUUAAAUCCAGUUAAUGCUUUGUUUCAAAUUUCACUCUUGUAGAAGCCGCAUGCAUUGAUGCUUGUUAUUUGGGAUACUAAAAUAACAUAAAGCAUGUGCGGAAUCUGGGCAUUAUUUGGAAUCGAGAGCAAAUCGAUUGCUCACUGCGAUGACUCCUUUUUCAAGAUAAAACACCGUGGUCCGGACGCAUGGCGUGUUCAGCAUGAUCAAGAAGUUAAGGACGGCUUCCUUGGGUUUGUUAGGUUGACAAUUAUUGACAGCACAUAUGGCAUGCAGCCACUGGUUCUGCAUCAAGCCCCGCAUUUGUCUGUAAUUUGCAACGGAGAGCUGUACAACCACAAAGCUCUGGGAGAGCAGUUCGGCUUCGACUAUGAGACAAAAGGUGACAUAGAAUGCAUUCUACAGUUGUACAAUGCUUAUGGGAUCGAGAAGGUGGUGGAGAAUUUGGAUGGUGUGUUUGCGUUUGUGUUGGUGGACAAGCGAGCGCAGAAAGUGUACGCGGGCAGAGACCCGUACGGCGUCAGGCCGCUCUUCCGGUUGGUCGCUGACGACGGAGUGCUCGGAUUCUCAUCAGAAGCCAAAGGUCUUAUCAACUUGGAAAAUAUGAUCCCAAAAAGUAAAUUCAAAGUCGAGCAGUAUCCACCAGGUCAUUACUCAGAAUACAAAAUCAACCCAGAUGGAAAAUGCACUCUGGUCAGUGAGAAGAGGUAUUACACCGUCGGAAUGAAGCCGAAGUUCCAGUUGUACACUAAUCCUUCAAGUUUGGUGCCAAAUGAUAUUUGCCAGAACAUCAGAACUCUCCUUUGCGCUUCAGUGAGGAAACGCCUGAUGUCGGAGAGACGUAUCGGCUGCUUGUUGUCUGGUGGUCUUGAUUCUAGCUUAAUCGCCGGCAUUCUUGUUCAAGAAUCAAAAGCAGCUGGCAUCCCAUACAAAAUACAGACAUUCGCUAUCGGAAUGGGUGAAAGUCCAGACAUUUUGGCGGCGCGGCAGGUAGCCGCUCAUCUGGAUGAGCAUCAUGAGAUCAGCUUCUCGGCCGAAGAUGUGGCCAGUGUUCUGGAUGAGGUCAUCUUCCACUUGGAAACUGCUGAUAUCACAACAAUUAGGGCUUCUGUUGUUUCUACAACUUACAGUUUAGAACUUCGAGUCCCCUUCCUCGACCAAGAAUUCACACACUACUAUCUGAAUCUACCAGCAGAAGUAAGACAGCCCCGCGAUGGCGUUGAGAAAUUCCUGUUGAGGUCUGCUUUUGAUAAAAUGAAUCUCAUUCCAGACUCUAUUCUAUGGCGACACAAGGAAGCAUUCAGUGAUGGAGUGGCGAGCAUAAAGAAGUCGCUAUUCCAGGUUAUCCAAGAGUUCGUAGAUCCCAAGGUGCCAAAUGAUGCUCUCAAUUCUGCUGAAAAGUUGUACCCGCAUUGUACUCCAAAAACGAAAGAAUCUUUCUAUUACAGGAAAGUAUUUGAAAAGUUCUACCACGACCAGGCUGGUUGGCUGGUGCCCUACUAUUGGAUGCCGAAAUGGACCAAUGUCUCAGACCCAUCGGCGCGCUUCAUUAAGCACUACGCUGCCAAAGACGAUGGCAGUUAAGCAUCAGGAAAAAGCUUUACACGAUCAACUCUGUGCACAUCAACUCAUACUGUACUAUUUCUUCAUAUAUGGUGCUAACAGAGUUUCCAUAACUUGAAUCCAAGUUGUGUUCAAUUAAGUUAUGUUGCAUUUUCAUAGCGAGAGAUUAUAAAAUAAUAACUCGUAGUUACACUAAUCUAAUAAGUCGAUCAAUUCAAUAACAUUGAAUUAAAAGUGAUUAAGCUUUAAAAAUCUGUGAUUUCCGAUUUCGAAACUUUUCUUAAGAAGAGAGUUUAAAUGACGUCUUAUAAUAAUGAUGACUUUCAUUGUACUUUUGUACAACUUGCUUUAUCAUCAUAAUCCAGUUCAUGAUGCAAAAUUGAUUUUAGUGUUCUUAGAACAUGGAAUUUGUAAGAAUAAAAUUCAUCUGAUUGAAAAUAUUAUUACGUUUUUAUUUGAAAUAUUAAUUUUCAAACCUCAAUUAAAAACGCUGUAAAACACAACAGAUGAAGAUAAAAUGUGUUUGCUUCAGUAGCCGUAUGUGCAAUAAAAUGUUGAUUGCUGAA
Nilaparvata lugens (brown planthopper) is the source of this 2289-nucleotide messenger RNA. RefSeq names its product asparagine synthetase [glutamine-hydrolyzing]. The record is from RefSeq and is a predicted model, not a curated record. Gene Ontology annotation, molecular function: asparagine synthase (glutamine-hydrolyzing) activity. Lineage: Eukaryota; Metazoa; Arthropoda; Insecta; Hemiptera; Delphacidae. Gene Ontology annotation, cellular component: cytosol.